ACUAAAACACUCACAAGACUAUUCGAAUUAAGCAGCAAAGAUCUCCCAAAACAGAACCCUAGAAAAUCGAAAUCCAAAACGAAAAUCACAAAAAACCAGGGAGCAAUCCUGUGAUGCGUGUAGCCUUUAAUGAUUUAGAGGAAAAAUGUCAACAAUUGAGACCAAUAUGAGCCAGCCCCAUAAAACCACUAACGCAGCUAGAAAGAUUGAGACGUCAUUUGCAUCAUCGUUCAAAAGAUGGGGUAGAGGCCAUCCUUUUGUCAGAUACGGUCUCCCCAUGAUUUCUCUCACUGUUUUUGGGAGUAUAGGACUUGCUCAUCUCUUGCAAGGCAGGAAGGAUAUUGCUAAGGUGAAAGAUGAUCGAGAAUGGGAGAUUAUUGAGACACAAGGAGCACUAUCUAGAUCUGGACCACCAGGAUCAUACAAUCCUAAAAAGAUGUCAUUGGAAGAGGAGUUAAAGGCUUUGCAAAAGAAAGUGGACAUAACCAACUUUGAGUACAAAAAAAUUCCUAGGCCAAACGAAGGCAAAUCAGGCUAGUCCUGCUAGUUUGAGCUUGUUGCAUGUGUCACUAAAUUGCACUUUAGCUGGAAAGUUCAUGAGAUUUUGUAUUAUUUGUGUAGCAGUAGUGUUUUCUAGUUUUACGAGUGAAACACUUCCAUAUGCCCCUGUUGUUCAGCAAUAAAUAGUGAAUAGAUGUGAUACAAGCAUCCAGUUUUGCCUGAAUAAGUUCAAUGCUCAUAUUUGAUUA
Messenger RNA from Populus trichocarpa (black cottonwood), 749 nucleotides. RefSeq lists its product as uncharacterized. Gene Ontology annotation, cellular component: mitochondrial membrane. The transcript has 3 exons. The coding region runs from base 146 to 538 and encodes 130 amino acids. NCBI's taxonomy places the organism in Eukaryota, Viridiplantae, Streptophyta, Magnoliopsida, Malpighiales, Salicaceae. The record is from RefSeq and is a predicted model, not a curated record.